This is a messenger RNA of Larimichthys crocea (large yellow croaker), 2356 nucleotides long. RefSeq names its product heart- and neural crest derivatives-expressed protein 1. NCBI's taxonomy places the organism in Eukaryota, Metazoa, Chordata, Actinopteri, Sciaenidae. The transcript has 2 exons. Gene Ontology annotation, biological process: heart development; regulation of transcription by RNA polymerase II. The record is from RefSeq and is a predicted model, not a curated record. The coding region runs from base 330 to 905 and encodes 191 amino acids. Gene Ontology annotation, molecular function: protein dimerization activity; RNA polymerase II transcription regulatory region sequence-specific DNA binding; DNA-binding transcription factor activity, RNA polymerase II-specific.
UUCGGCAAAUCAGAGAAGCCUCUCCGGGAAAGAGACACAAGUGAAGCCCAGAACACCGCCGAGAUUUGCUCUUUGGAAUUAUAAAACUUUUUUUACGGCCUGUUUCGCCUCGGCUGAAGUCGCUUUCAGAAUGACGAUCAUGUAAAGGUUGGUGGUUACGUUUGGCUCGAUCCGUUGAUGCGUUCAGGGGAAUACAUAUUUGAGUCUUGAAUGAGUUCUGUUGGCUGUAGAUCCCCGAGAAGAUACCGUUUUGGGGCGGUAGCAGCAGCAGAGAGAGACCGAGGGCUACGGAAAACACGGCAACCACUACGUUUGUUACCCCGCUCAAAAUGAACCUCAUCGGGGGCUACCAGCAUCAUCACCACCUGAUGCACGAACCCUUUCCGUUCGUUCAGAGGUGUCACCAGGAUGCUCCGUACUUCCAGAGCUGGGUGGUGAACCACGGCGAGGUGCCUCCGGAUUUUCAGAUCCAGGCGCCUUAUCCGGCCGCGGAGCUUGGAGCGCCUGGAACGACGCACGACGCCCGGCUAGAGGGGCUCCAAGCGGGGAUGGGGAAGAGGAGAACGUCGGGGCCGAAGAAGGAGCGCCGGCGGACGGAGAGCAUCAACACAGCUUUCGCCGAGCUGAGGGAGUGUAUCCCCAACGUCCCAGCGGACACGAAACUGUCUAAAAUUAAAACUUUACGUCUGGCGACCAGUUACAUCGCCUACCUGAUGGACGUCCUGGCCAAAGACUCCGGGGAGACGGAGGGCUUUAAGGCCGAAAUUAAGAAAUUUGAAAACCGGGAUCUGAAAAGGAAACGAGAGCCGACUGACGGUCCGCAGGAGUCAUUAGGAGCGGAGAAGAAGGUGAAGGGCCGGACUGGUUGGCCGCAGCAGGUUUGGGCUCUGGAGCUCAACCAGUGACCCUCCUCCCUCCUCAGAGACUCUGGAUUCAAAUGAGAUUUUUUUUUUUUUUUUUAAAACAACCACUGACUGGCUGAACCUAAACACACCGCUGUGCACGUGCAAUGAUGCGCAAAAAAAGAGAGAAUUAAAGGACAACAAGGAGGAUAAACACCACGAUGGACGCUGUGUUGACCCUCUUUUCUCCUGGUGUGCUUUCUAAAUCUGACUGUAGGUGUUUGAUUGGCCUAUUUGUGGUACUUCUGCUUUUUUCCCCCUCUUCUUGUUGUUUCCACCCCUGCAGUACUGUAGACCAGAUGUUGCCACGGUGUCAAAAAACAUCUGUCUGCCCCCCCUCCCUUAAAAAUGUGUUUUAUCUGGCGUCGAGUUGGUGCUGUUUUUCCUAAAUUGGAUGGCGCUGGAGCAGAAAAUGAAUUAAUUAGAACAAAUUCCAAAAGUGGAGUUAGUUUAAUCUGAGAGGGACUCAAUGAAAAGGUGCAAAAAAAAAAGAAAUUAUUUUGGACUUUUUCAUUUGUGUUUUAGCUCAUGUGAGUCAGAAUUUGUAUCUUUUUUUUUUUAGUAAAUUAUCCCAAAUUACAGAAUAUUUAAUUGUUGAUUUUCAGUGUGAGUUAUAUGUUGUUUAUUAGUAGAUUUUUGUCCAAUCAGAAAACAGUUAUGACGCCCAAUUUAUCACAGCUUUAAUUAAAACUUUAAGAAACAUCUUUUGCAUAAUUUUGUUUGACUUUUUAUGUUUUGUUGCUGUGCGCUGGCAUCGUGUUGUGAGCUCGGACAUUAAAUUAUCAUAAAGACACAAAUAUAUGAAAAUAUUUUUUUUUUUAUUUCAUCUGAUCGUUUCUAAAAAAAGAAAAUGUGUUUAUUUUCAACUGGAAAACGUUGAAAUAACGUGAUGAUGUUAAAUCACUAUUUUGAUUUUAAAGCAGAAAUUAUCCAGUUAAUAAAAAAAAAAUCUACGAUAAUAAGGACAAACUAAUGUAUUGGCUGAUCACUGGAUUUGGAUUUUAACUUUUGAGCAGUGCCGAGUCAUAUUAAAGAAAUAAGAGAAAAACUGAAAAACACAGAAAACACAUUUUUAAGGGGAGCUCUUCUUUCUUUCAUCCCGCUGAAUUCGGCAUCAGUCCGAAUAUUUCCCAAAUUAUAAUCUCAGUAUUACUGUACUGUAAACUACACUACCGGCUGUUGUUGACGUUUCUUGUAGAAAACUAUUGAAUUUACUGAAUCUACCUCAAAAUGAACGUCACUGUCACAAGACUGAAUGUUGAGUUGACGCACAGCUUUUCACUCCGACAUGUAAAAACACUAAAAACAAACAAAACAAACAAAAAAAAAACACACAAAAAAAACAACAAAAAAAGGUUUAUUACUGUGCUGCGAAAUAAUGUGGAUGGAAAUGUACAGUGAAUGUGAAGUUAUAUAUAGUUCCGUAAAUAAAUGAAUUAUUUUAUGACACUUCA